This is a messenger RNA of Miniopterus natalensis, 2622 nucleotides long. RefSeq names its product elastin (gene ELN). Gene Ontology annotation, molecular function: extracellular matrix structural constituent. The record is from RefSeq and is a predicted model, not a curated record. NCBI's taxonomy places the organism in Eukaryota, Metazoa, Chordata, Mammalia, Chiroptera, Miniopteridae.
AGGCCCUCCUGCCCGCCCUCUCUCCCUCCCUUCUUCCCGCAGCCGAGGAGGCAGCAAUUACGCUUUGGGGAUAAAACGAGGCGCGGAGAGCAGGCUGGGGCAUUUCUCCCUGAGAUGGCGGGUCCGACAGCUGCAGCCCUGUGGCCUGGAGUCCUCCUGCUCCUGCUGUCCAUCAUCCACCCCUCGCAGCCUGGAGGGGUCCCAGGGGCUAUUCCUGGAGUAGUUCCUGGAGGAAUUCCUGGAGGAGUUCCUGGAGGAGCCUUUUACCCAGGGACUGGUCUCGGAGGCCUGGGAGGAGGUCUGGGGCCUGGAGGCAAACCCCCCAAGCCAGGGGCUGGACUCCUCGGGGCAUUUGGUCCUGGAGGGAUCGGAGGUGGCCCUGGGGCAGGGCUCGGGGCCUUUCCCGGGGGCGCUUUCCCGGGGGCUCUAGCGCCUGGUGGAGCGGCUGGUGCUGCCGCAGCCUAUAAAGCUGCCGCCAAAGCUGGUGCUGGACUUGGUGGUGUCGGUGGACUUGGUGUUGGUGGCUUAGGAGUGUCUACAGGUGCAGUGGUGCCUGGAGCGGGAGUCGGAGUCGGAGUCGGAGCUGGAGCAAAGCCUGGAAAAGUGCCGGGUGUGGGUCUACCAGGUGUAUACCCAGGUGGAGUGCUCCCAGGCACAGGAGCUCGGUUCCCAGGUGUGGGGGUGCUCCCGGGGGUUCCCACUGGAACAGGAGUCAAGGCCAAGGCCCCAGGUGGAGGCGGAGCUUUUGCUGGAAUCCCAGGAGUUGGACCUUUUGGGGGUCAGCAGCCUGGAGUCCCACUGGGGUACCCCAUCAAGGCACCCAAGCUGCCAGGUGGCUAUGGACUGCCCUAUAGCACUGGGAAACUGCCCUAUGGCUAUGGGCCUGGAGGAGUGGCUGGUGCUGGGGCCAAGGCUGGGUACCCAACGGGGACAGGGGUUGGCCCCCAGGCUGCAGCAGCAGCAGCUAAAGCAGCCAAGUAUGGUGCUGGGGGAGCUGGAGUUCUCCCUGGUGUUGGUGGCAUUCCUGGGAUUGGAGGCAUUCCUGGGAUUGGAGGCAUUCCUGGGAUUGGAGGCAUUCCUGGGAUUGGAGGCAUUGCAGGGGCCGGAACUCCAGCUGCUGCUGCUGCCGCAAAGGCUGCUGCUAAGGCAGCUAAAUAUGGAGCUGCUGGAGGCUUGGUGCCUGGUGGCCCAGGAGUUGGAGUCCCUGGUGUUGGAGUCCCUGGUGUUGGAGUCCCUGGUGUUGGGAUCCCAGGAGUUGGAGUCCCUGGUGUUGGAGUCCCUGGCGUUGGAAUCCCAGGCGUUGGAGUCCCAGGCGUUGGAGUCCCAGGCGUUGGAGUCCCAGGCGUUGGAGUCCCAGGUGCUGGAGUCCCAGGGGCUGUGUCACCAGCUGCAGCUGCUAAAGCAGCCGCCAAAGCAGCCAAAUACGGGGGUGGAGCUGGAGUGGGAGUUGGAGGCAUUCCCACUUAUGGGGUUGGUGCUGCGGGCUUUCCGAGGUUUGGUGGUAUUGGAGCUGGAAUUGGAGGCAUCCCUGGAGCUGUCCCUGGAGCUGUCCCUGGAGCUGGCAUUUCCCCUGCAGCCCAGGCAGCCGCCGCCAAGGCAGCUAAGUACGGUGCUGGAGCAGCAGGAGGGCUGGUGCCAGGUGUGCCAGGCGCUGGAGGGGUGCCAGGAGCUGGGACCCCAGCAGCUGCAGCCGCUGCAGCUGCUGCCAAAGCUGCCCAAUAUGGGUUAGGCCCUGGUGCUGGCCUGGCUCCUGGCUUUGGCGUUGGCCCUGGCGGUGUUGUAGGUGCAGGGAUCCCGGGUGCAGGCAAAUCUGCUGCUCAGCUGGCUGCCAAAGCCCAGCUCCGGGCUGCGGCUGGGCUUCCUGCUGGUGUUCCUGGAUUUGGACCUGGUGCUGGCGUUCCCGGAUUUGGACCUGGUGCUGGUGUUCCUGGCUUUGGGGUUGGUGCAGGUGCAGUACCUGGAUCCCUGGCUGCAGCUAAAGCAGCCAAAUAUGGAGCAGGAGGGCCUGGUGGUCUUGGAGGGCCUGGUGGUCUUGGUGGAGCAGGUGUCCCAGGUGGUGUGGCAGGAGCCGGACCUGCUGCCUUGGCUGCUGCCACCAAGGCUGCUGCCAAAGCUGCCCAAUAUGGCCUGGGUGGAGGAGGACUCGGAGCCGGAGGACUGGGGAUUGGAGGGCUUGGGGCUGGUGGACUUGUCCCAGGGGUUGGGGCCUUUGGAGGUGUGUCCCCAGCUGCAGCUAAAGCAGCCAAAUAUGGAGUUGGAGCAAGACCUGGCUUCGGAGUGUCUCCUCUUUUCCCAGGUGGAGGAGUAGGAGCUGGCGGCCUGGGAGUUGGUGGCAAACCUCCUAAACCCUUCGGAGGUGCCCUGGGAGCUCUAGGAUUCCAAGGUGGGGCCUGCCUGGGGAAAUCCUGUGGCCGGAAGAGAAAGUGAGCUUCCCAGGACCCCUGACUCACGACCUCAUCAACGUUGGUGCUACUGCUUGGUGGAGAAUGUAAACCCUUUGUGACCCUCCCCCCAAUGCCCCCUCCUAAGUCCCCACCUCUGGAGGGGACAGGGCUGGCCGGGCGGACUUGGAAAUCCACAGGACAAGGAAAUAAGAGAACGGUGGCCAAGUGGGCCCGGGGA